This is a messenger RNA of Candoia aspera, 1828 nucleotides long. RefSeq names its product Rho guanine nucleotide exchange factor 39 (gene ARHGEF39). Lineage: Eukaryota; Metazoa; Chordata; Lepidosauria; Squamata; Candoiidae. Bases 14 to 1063 code for a protein of 349 amino acids. The transcript is spliced from 9 exons. Gene Ontology annotation, biological process: positive regulation of cell migration. Gene Ontology annotation, cellular component: plasma membrane. Gene Ontology annotation, molecular function: guanyl-nucleotide exchange factor activity. The record is from RefSeq and is a predicted model, not a curated record.
CUCCACGUUCCCGAUGAGCGCCGCCGCUCUGGGCCUUCCCGAGCCCGGCUCCAGCCCUGCGCAGGAGCGGAGAGCCGGCUGGGAGCGAAAGCGCUGCGGGGGAGUUGAGGCGCUGCUCCGGACGGAAGGGAAAUACCUCGAGCAGCUCGAAGGGGUUGCCACGUACUUUGUGGUCAUCCUGAAGGCCAAGGGGAUCUUGAAGCCAGAAGUACAUGAGGCUGUCUUUGGAUCCUGGGAAUCCAUCUGCUCUGCCAGCCGGACACUCCUUUUUCACCUGGCAAGGGGUCAUUUUGCACUUGGACUACAGGGUUUCUGCCACCAGCUGGUGUUCUAUGUCCACCAUGCAGAAAAUCUGGAGCAGGCUCAGAACACCCUGGAGAAACUGGUAAAGAAGAACCAAGCUUUUUCCCGCUUUAAGAAACUUCAGGAAUCCCGCCCAGAGCUUAAAGGUCACCGGCUGGAAGAGCUGCUGCUGCUACCCCUGCAAAGGCUCCAUCAGUAUAGGCACCUGCUGCAAGAUUUGGUGAAGCAUACUCCCCCAGAGAGCUCUGGGUUUGAUCAACUUCAAGGGGCUCUAAAGUCUGUCUUGGAGGUCCUGCACCGAGUCCAGGAAAUUGCUUGUGUCCGUGAGAACUUGGAGGUGAUGAGGCAGGUUCAGAAACGGCUCAAGGGACAGAAGACCCAAGUGCUGGCUCCAGGGCGCUGGUAUCUUCAGGAAGGGUGGCUGAUGGUUGUACCCUCCAAGGGAAAGGAAAUGAAGCACAGGAUGUUCUUCCUUUUCUCUGAUAUCUUGUUGUUAACAAAGCCUUGCCACCCACUCCACCCCUGGAAUUCACACAAGUUUGCUUGCCGGGCAGUAUAUCCUCUCAGUCACUGCGUUGUGGAGAAGGUGUUCGGUCACACCCAAAGCCAAGGAGGGCUGCUCAGUCUUUCCUUCCCACAAAAAAAAUUACUGUUGAUGUCUUGUGAUCAGGAGGACUUUGACAAAUGGCACCAGAACCUAGUGAUUGCUAUCAGAGAAUUGCAAGUCAGUGCCAGCCCACCCUCCCAGAAGGUUGAGUGACCCAGGGGAACGUGCAGCAAGCUGCGAAGAGGCCUGUGUAUUAUUAUAGAUGUAAUAAGCAAAUCACUGAAGACUUAUUUUCAAAUGUAUCUUGUUCUGCAAUGUCUGAAUGUAAAAUCCACUUGAGGCACCCUUUCCUUCAUUGAUUGCACUCCCAAUAGGUUGGGGCUGUCUGCAGUGAUACUGCCUGGAAUGCUGAACACUGUAGAGAGAGGAUGGAUAGGGAAAAUACAGUUUUGUAACUGUCAAAGGAAUAAAUGUUUUCAGAAUAUGCAUUUAAUUUUCAAGUUUAUGCACAAUAUAUUUUGAUUUUAAAAUGUUUGCAAUAUGUUAAAUCAUUUUUUUAACAGACACUUGCUUUAAGAAAAUGUUAGUGAUGACUUAAAGACAGCCUAAUAAUAUAAUAAUUAGUAGGUAACUGUACUUUUUUUUUAAAGAGAAGGCCAUGUGAGGAAAUAGAUAUCAGAACUACAGGAAAGAAGUCUAAUUUACUACAUUUGCCAGAUUUUGGUAUUUAGUGUAUUUUCAAGAGGAACAGCUGUAUCCACUUGUCAUAGCAACACUGUAGGAAAUCACACAGCCUGCUGUGGAUGACAGAGGACAAGCAUCCAAUCUUGUGUUAUCGAAGUCCAUGCUGAUUCAAGCAUUGUAAGUCAUAUGCUUUUUAAAAAAUGCACAAUGCAAAAAGAUAUAAUAAAUAUUCAAUACAACAAAUGUUUCAUGCUUUCCCCCCAGAAUUUUAUUUAUUCGAUUUGUAUGGCUGUC